CUCCUUCCGUUGCACUGCAACCGUGCGUAUGCCGAAAGCCCUACGUCUCGUGAUAUUUCAAAUGACCUGAUCCAAUCCAAAUGCUGACGUCCUGAACCUACAACGCGACCGGAAAUCGCUUUGAUAUCAAUCCGCCACUCAGCCUGAUACGUUUGAGAAAUAUGAAACUGCCCACCGCUCUUGUUCUCUUCGGCAUGGCUUCGGCUACUUCAGCUUACUCACCAGGCCAUCACCGUCGAUCACAGGCUGAAGCCUCAGGAACUGCAACUUGUACCACUGCGCUGAUAGAAAAUGCCAAGCCGGACAUCACAUCACCCUGCACAGUAUACGACGUGCUCGCCACACUAACGAGCUACGUUGAUUGCAAAGGCUGCGAGCUGAAUAUCAUUCCGUUAGCCCCAGGGCCGGUGAGGCUAUGUAGUGAGACCGUCACGGUUUCGACAAAGACAGAAACUGUGACAUUGUGCUCACCAACAAUCACGUGAGGUGGGCCAGAAACUUCAGCGUCCACAACACCUUGGUCGUUGAGAGGCUUGCUGGAUAGUGUCGAGAAAUCAACCCCACUCUUUUCAUGGCACUUGAUUAAAAAUUUCAGGUCUUUACGCACUUCUUGAAGGUGGAUGAUUUAAGCUAGGCUCCAAGUCGGAUGAAUCUAUAGCAGUAGCUUGUGAGGAGUCGUCCAAGAUUCGGCCUCCUCGGAGCGUGUUCCAAAUAUGGCUAGAGCUUCAUCCCCUUUAUUUCAUUCACUUCUACAGAGGUACAACGUCGUCAAUUCUGCAUAACCUACAGUCUAUUUUGAAGAUGUACAGCUCAGAACCAUACAGAAUAAUGUAAAUUGCUCUUUUUUGGGACCACACGGACGUUUCCGAGAGUUUUUAAUCAACUCAGCGUCCUACCACGCACAUGGUAAAACAAUCAUCAAUGGGCAAGCAAAAUAAGACCAUUCGUUAUGCGAGUAUGUCUCUCCUUGCCAAAUGACAAGAAUGCCCAUGAUCUAAGAAUGUGGAGGCCCAAACGAACGUCGGGUUAUUACUCGAGAAGAUCUGGGUUAUUAUCGUACCCUCUACGUUGGCGGAAUCUACCAUGCACACGAGACGACUCAAGAUUUGACCUUGGCAACAACUUUUCUUCCUGGCUUGCGGAGAUGCCUAAAGGACCACCCUCCUCUCAGCGUAGUUGUAGAGAGACCUGAGACCGAGAAGCCGUACUACUCGUCGUGCUCCGUCUCCGAUCUGUCAAUGCACAUAGAUAUCCUACCGACUGUGGACGAUCUUGCAGACCUGGUUGCCGUUGAAGCAGCUUCACCCACUAUUUUGGACGCCAAAAUAGCACGAGAUAGACCCCCUUGGAAGAUUGUUGUUCUGCCUCUUAAAAUGACAGAUGAGGGGCGUCCAUCCCGCUGCUUCGUUGCUUUUGCUUACUCCCAUGCACUGGGGGAUGGCUUAUCCGGCCUGGCAUUCCACAAGAGUUUUCUAGCUGGUCUACGGGACCCGACAGCAGCAAUGUACCACAAACCCGCCAAAGGUGCUAUGCCGGCCCCUUUUGACACGAAGAAGAACCUGCCUAUUUCAAUGUCGUACCUCCUUGCCCCAGCCCUUGGGGCAUAUCUACCGAAGCACUUCGGGAAGUUGUUUGGGCUCCGUGCUGCAGUGAGCACGAUUUCGCAGUCGACCUGGCUCGGAAGUGACAAGGUUUUCCUCAGCGAGAAUCAUCGCUCGGGUGUCAAGAUUGUGCGGAUCGACGGCACAACAUUGUCACAUCUGCUCAACAGGUGUCGAAAACACGAAACGAAGCUCACGAGCCUUCUGCAUCAAGUUGUCGUCCGCGCUUUGAGUGCUUCCAUGCGAUCAGAUAACGGAAUCGACACAUUCACGUCGGGUACGGCCAUCAACAUGCGUCACCACGUUGGAGUCUCCAACGACAGCAUGGGUCUUUACGUGAGUGGGUUUUUCGACACCCAUCGCAGGACGACGGACCCGAGCACAACUUGGGCCUUGGCGCGCGAAAUGAACGUCAGGCUCCAUGAAUGUUCGUCUCGACGAAACGACCAAUCCAUAGGCUUGCUAAGGUUUCUUCCAAGCAUGCGCUCUUGGACGGCCGGCCAUAUCGGGGGAAAACGAGACACUUCGUAUGAGGUCAGUAACCUUCUGGCGUUCGACCCUGACCCAGAAGCGAGGUCAACGGACGGAGCGAGAUGGUCCCUAGGUAACAUGGUAUUCGCCCAGCCUGCCAAUGUCACAGGUGGGGCACUAUGCUUCAAUGUUGUGGCAAGGAAAGGUCAGGACCUCGUCUGCGUGAUUUCGUGGCAGAUUGGCGCGUUAGGGGUGGGCGAUGAGAGUGAAGAGCGAAAAUUUGUGGACAGCGUUCGCACUAAGUUUAUUGACUUCAUCAAUGAUCUUGUACGAGAAUCUUUCGAAUGAGCCGAGCUGCCUUUAUACCCACACCUAGGCUAGUUCCAACAUUGCUAGAAUGUAAUGAUAAUAUAGAACACAUAGCAGCCGCCCUAUGGGUUGCCAGCUCUUUUUGCAUAAGGCUCGAAGUAGGAUCUGCCUUUACUUAAAAACUAUGUAUAAUACAUAUUCGAUACAAAAUGGCUCCAUAAACCA
Messenger RNA from Verruconis gallopava, 2606 nucleotides. RefSeq lists its product as hypothetical. Bases 1239 to 2420 code for a protein of 393 amino acids. NCBI's taxonomy places the organism in Eukaryota, Fungi, Ascomycota, Dothideomycetes, Venturiales, Sympoventuriaceae. Gene Ontology annotation, molecular function: N-acetyltransferase activity. The transcript has 2 exons. The record is from RefSeq and is a predicted model, not a curated record.